ACCAGCAGGUGAGGGCGGAACCGAAGCUCACACCGCCUCCCUAAGGGCAACAGGGAGGUCUGUCCUUCGAAAGGAAGGUGAAGAGAAUGGGCGGAAGCGUCCUGGCUAGAAACUCACGAAGGGCGGAAUUUUCCCCGCCUUUGAGGGCGGAAGAGACCUUGACUCUGAGAUAAGCUCGAGCCCUGGAGGGUGUUCGAUCACUUCCGGGAACGGACCGGAAGUUGCUUUGUUUUGCUUCAAGAUGGCGGCGGGAAUGUACUUGGAGCAUUAUCUGGACAGUAUUGAAAACCUCCCCUUUGAGCUCCAGAGAAACUUCCAGCUCAUGCGGGACCUAGACCAGAGAACAGAGGAAGUAUUAGAUAUCAUCUGUGGACCUGCAUUCUGGCAACUCUUGAGCAAGUUUGGCUGCCCUGAGAAAUUCACUUGGAGCCUGAGGCUACUCCCCGAUGGUCAGGCCUCUGUCUCUAUUGUAGACCUGAAAGCAGAAAUUGACAAGCUGGCCACUGAGUAUAUGAGUAGCGCCCGCAGCCUCAACUCAGAGGAAAAGCUGGCAUUACUUAAGCAGAUCCAGGAAGCCUACGGCAAGUGCAAGGAAUUUGGGGAUGACAAGGUGCAGCUCGCCAUGCAGACCUACGAGAUGGUGGAUAAGCAUAUUCGAAGACUGGAUACGGAUCUAGCCCGCUUUGAGGCUGAUCUGAAAGAGAAACAGAUUGAGUCAAGUGACUAUGACAGCUCGUCCAGCAAAGGAAAAAAGAAAGGCCGGGUUCAGAAGGAGAAGAAGGCUGCCCGUGCUCGUUCCAAGGGUAAGAACUCAGAUGAGGAGGCUCCCAAGGCUGCCCAGAAGAAGCUGAAAUUUGUGCGCACAAGCCCUGAAUACGGUAUGCCCUCAGUGACUUUUGGCAGUGUUCACCCUUCGGAUGUGCUGGAUAUGCCGGUGGAUCCCAAUGAACCUACCUACUGCCUUUGCCACCAGGUUUCCUACGGGGAGAUGAUUGGCUGUGACAACCCUGAUUGUUCCAUUGAGUGGUUCCACUUUGCCUGUGUUGGAUUAACAACCAAACCUCGAGGGAAAUGGUUCUGCCCUCGGUGCUCCCAGGAACGGAAGAAGAAAUAAACAAGGGCCUUGGAUGCAUCAUCGAAAUUUCAUCUCUUCUCCUCACCUGGGCUGGGGCAUGGGGCAGAGAGCCCUGCGUUGGGGCGGUGGGAUUCAGGGGGAGAAGGGGGCUGGUACAGAGAAGUCACUCCCUUCUCCCCCCGCCUCCCCCACACACAUAACACACUCUUGGUGCUGAGGCUGCAUCUGAACUGCAGUAGGGCAAGUGGUGUGUGCCCUCCUUAAGAACAUCACCUGCUCCUUCUUGGGGUUGGUGGAGGAGGGGUCAUCCCCACUUCCCCUUUGCCUCCAUGCUGAGGUUGGUGCUGUAUCUUGGAGGGGUACCUUUUACUUCCCUCACUGUAUAUAGGGGCUAGGACAGCAGUACAGGGUGCCUCCCUCCCCCCCAUGGUGGGGGCUAUGGUAUGUUGAUCUUCCUUCUACCCCUGGAUUUCAUCUUUUUGUAGGGCCCUUUCUGUAGGGUCAUCUUCUACCCUGUGGCAGGGGAGUUUUUAGGCUUGUGUGUAUUGGAGGGAGGUAGAGACCUCCUUUGUAAGGGAGGAGUGGGUGGGAGAAUAAAAGUCAUGAAAUCGGCCUGCUGUAUUUAUUAAGGAGAAGUUAGGCAUAUAGGCCAUUGUGACACCUGACUCCCUCCUUCACCCCUCCAUUUAUUUCCCCAAAUAUGUUUCCAGGUCCUAGAUUUCAGCCUCUUUAACACCUUCAAGCCACGGGAGGAAAAACAUGACUUCAAAUUCCUGGGCUUUGCUAUUCUAAAAGCUUGUGUUUUUUCAGUGCCUUGCAAUUAGUGCAUUUAUUGUUUCUUUUACACAUGAGGAAACUGAGGCUUAGGUUAAGUGAUUUGCCCAAGAUCACAUUGUUAACUGCCAGAGCCGCAAGAUAUGAAUUUGGGUCUCCCAAUUCAGUUCGAUGCCCUUCCCCCUCCAUCAGACUCCCUUUCUGUAGCUUAGCUGUAUGAUGGGUUUAAAUAACUCAGCCUUAGCUCCCAGUGGGUAGGGUAGAUCCAUCCAAAGUACUACAUAAAUGCAUAAAUGUGUUAUUCAAUAGAGGUAGCAUGGUAAGGUCUUGGGAAGAUACAAACUUAAAUCCCCCAUUCCCCCCUCCCCUCCUUGUUAGGUCAGUGACCCUUGAGGGGCAAAUCACUUAGCCUCUAUUUUUUUUAAAACAAUUUCCCAGAACCUGUAUUGAAUCAUAAACUGGUUGUGAUAUGGGUUGGUGGAGGGGAAUAUAUUUUCAAAUUUAACGAAACAUUUAAGUGCUUUCUGUAAGACACUGUACUAGGCUUGGGGGACACAAUGAUAAAUGAACUUCCUCUGGU
Messenger RNA from Dromiciops gliroides (monito del monte), 2429 nucleotides. It is a transcript of the gene ING4, whose product is annotated as inhibitor of growth family member 4. The transcript is spliced from 9 exons. Gene Ontology annotation, biological process: regulation of DNA-templated transcription; positive regulation of apoptotic process. NCBI's taxonomy places the organism in Eukaryota, Metazoa, Chordata, Mammalia, Microbiotheria, Microbiotheriidae. Gene Ontology annotation, cellular component: nucleus. The coding region runs from base 242 to 1114 and encodes 290 amino acids. The record is from RefSeq and is a predicted model, not a curated record.